Molecule: messenger RNA, 2927 nt
Organism: Pararge aegeria (speckled wood butterfly)
Lineage: Eukaryota; Metazoa; Arthropoda; Insecta; Lepidoptera; Nymphalidae
Product: phospholipid phosphatase 2-like
Exons: 7
Coding region: 610-1650 (346 amino acids)
Biological process (GO): phospholipid dephosphorylation; signal transduction; phospholipid metabolic process
Molecular function (GO): phosphatidate phosphatase activity
Source: RefSeq, a predicted model, not a curated record
UAUGCGCGUGCGCACGCUUGCUUUGUUACAAUACCAUAAUCAUUUGAACGUGCGGUAUUUGACGCAAUAUCAUCAAUUAAAAGUGUUUUUAUAAUGUUUUUACUAAAUUGCAUAUGUUGAGAUUCAUUUGAAGUGUAAAUAUGAAAGUUUGUUUCACUCUUUUUGUCGGAAUACACUUAUCGGUUAUGAUAAAAACGUGCGAUACAUAUUAAAGCAAUAACUUGAAUGAAAAGUGCUUGUUAAUCUUUUCAUAAGUGGUUUUUAAUGUGGAAUUCCAUUAGAAGUGUCGAUACCAAAGUGUUUUAGUGGAAUAGUCUCUAUUUAAUUGUGUUGGUACCUAUACUUACCUGGAAUCCAUUAUAUCAAUCGAUAGCCAAAAUUACGAGUGUUUUAAUGAAGAAGAAGAAUUAAGAAGUGUUGUGAACUGAGUAGAUAUACAUUAGUAAAUGCAUAUUAGAGUCAUUUUAUACGAUAGGUAGUCAAACUAUAACUAGGUAUAAACUAUAUGAAAAUUGCCGUCUAUUUACGUUGUUUUUAAACCUGGAAAUCUGUUAAAAGUGUAUUUACGUUCAAGUGUAGUGCACUUUUGUGAAAAAGUGUUUUGGUGAAAUGGUGCGUACGUAUAGGGUUGUCAGCUGUUUCAAGAUGCCGAAGAGAUCGAAAGUGGUUCCCGCCCCUAGCGGGGAGGGGGUGUUCACAAUCGACAUGUCUUCAACUUCUACGCUUGAUAUAGCUACGGCAUCAGAACAGCAAGUGCCUGCAGCAGCUGAGAUGCAGGCCCGCCACGGCCUCCUUUGGCAUCUGCUCAUCGACCUCCCCAUCCUACUGUUGGUGGCAGCAGUAUGCAUCCUUCUAGAAGUAGGCGCUAUACCCAGCAGACGCAGCGGUUUCCGAUGCAACGACCCAGACCUCUCCUUCCCACACACAGGAGACACUAUGUCCAUCUCCCUCAUCGCGGCUAUCACCGUAAUCGUGCCGUAUAUUAUUAUCUGGGCGAUUGAGACAAUCCUCCACCGAGACGACGAGUAUUCUAUUAAGAAGAAUAAACUCCUCUGCAGCGCUAAGACAGCUGGUUUCAUAUACAGAGACUACAUCUACGGUGCGGUGGUCAACCUAACCGUGCUUGAGAUACUCAAGUGUGUGGUUGGGUCUCCAAGGCCUACCUUCUUCGACUUAUGCGAGCCGGAUAAAGCGCGAAAUUGCAAUGGGUCGGAGUAUGUCCACAGCUACACCUGCACUUCCACGAGGUUCUCGCGAUACCUACAGAUCGACUCCAGCAGGAGUUUCCCGUCUGCCCACACCUCACUCUCUAUCUACUGUGGACUCUUUUUAGCGUGGUAUCUCCAAAGACGGGCCUUCAGUUGGCACAACCGCUCCGUCCUGGUUGUACCUCUACUUCAGGUCCUGUGCAUCAUCUACGCGAUGACCUGUCCUCUUACCAGGAUCACUGACCAUCGCCAUCAUUGGUGGGAUGUGCUGUCCGGAGCUGCGAUGGGACUCUGCAGUGUUAUAUACACGGUGCUAGUUCUCUGCAAGAACUUCUCUCAGCCAGCCGUAGUCAGCACUAGCGACAUAUCCAGCAGUGACAGCAACAACCAUCAGUCGGUGCGACGUUUACUGGCCAGCGGACCCCGUGUGGUCGGCCCGUAGCCACAACCUGUGUAAGGCUGAUGCCUUGUGGACAUAAAGUGUUGUGAAAAACAUUCUUAAUUUAAUAAAGGUUGAAAAAAGUGUCUGGUGAUCAAAAGAUUAACAUGUGACAAUUAUAUGAAACAGAAAAAGAAUGGGUAAACUUCUAAACUAGUUAUGAUGUGUUGUGACUUUUUUUUUAAAUAAAAUCAAUCAAUCAAAAUUUGGUGUCAAAAAGAAACAUGAAAUUAGAAGCAGAAUUAGAAUUAUUUUAUAUUAAAACAAUAUUAAAUGAUGAUGACAAAGAAACUCGUGAAAAGAUAAAUUAAUUAAUUAAAAACUAGAGGUUUCUUAUAGAUGCGAUGAAAAGACAAUAAAAUAUUGUCAAAUAUGGUUUUGGUACUGGGUGAUGUAAAUAAAGGGAAAGAUGGUGAAAAAACUGAAGAUGCCUAUUUUGUGGACACUGCAUAAGUAGUAUGACAAAAUAGUGCUGAGUCGAUUGUUAACGUUAGAGCUAAACUAAAAUGACAUGAGAAUAGUACUAUACUUUAUACAUGUGCAUGGAAUGCUGUAAAAGGGGUAGCACUAUUUUACUAGCCUAUCAGUUUACUACAUUGUAAAGAAUUGGCUGAAUCUGUUUAUUUAAUAUUUGUAGUGGUUGUAUCAAUUAUUGUGAUGUGUAAUGUAAGUUUUUUUUAACAAAUCUGAUAUGUAGAAUUUCUGAGCGAUAAAUUAGUUUUCUUACUAAUGUUAUUUGCUUUGUAAAUUUAUAUAGAGCAAAAGUAGGAUUCAAAUAUUCUAGCUUUGUAAAUCCGCAUGACUAGCAACGCCAUCUAGCUUGUAGAUUUAGAAACUGAAAAAUAUAGUACGAAUCUACAAAGGAGAUGGCGCGGCUAGUGACGUAAUACAAGUACCAAUAGUUUUCAAAAAAAUAUCGAUAAUAUUAAAAUUUGGUAUUAAUAGCUUAGAUACUUUCUUAAUACAACUUCUCAUAACGUAUUUAUUAGUAUUAUAUAAACUCUCUUUUUCUAUGUCUCUAUUUAUUUAUGAAUAAAUAGUAUUUGACUAGGUAGUAGGGCUAAUAUUUUAAUAUUCGUACAUUUGUAAUUAAAAAUAUCUAAAUAGAUCACUCAUACAUAUUUAGUAUUAUAAAUAAUACUUCAGUUAUGUGUGAACUCCUAUUUAAAAAUAUAAUUUUGAAGUAAAGGAUUAGCUGGUAACAUUUUUAUGGAUUUGUCCAAUGACGUGUGUUGACAACUUUAACUUAUGAUAUUACUUAAGAAUUGACAAUAUUUUCU